This is a messenger RNA of Liolophura sinensis, 15634 nucleotides long. Its product is annotated as WD repeat and FYVE domain-containing protein 3-like. The transcript is spliced from 68 exons. Lineage: Eukaryota; Metazoa; Mollusca; Polyplacophora; Chitonida; Chitonidae. The coding region runs from base 231 to 10616 and encodes 3461 amino acids. The record is from RefSeq and is a predicted model, not a curated record. Gene Ontology annotation, molecular function: protein binding; metal ion binding.
UUUUGAGGAGCCCCAUCUAGUGACAUGACAGAGAAGUUUGGGGAUAUUUUACAGUUCUGUAGUCAUGUGUCAAAAACUGAUGGUGACUGAAAUCAGACGCCGAGCAUACCAAUCAGUCUACAGAAGAGGUUGACUGUAAAACCCCUCACCUAGUCACAUGUGUGGAGGCGAGCUGUGCAAUAGUGAAGCUACUGGAGAUAGAGUCGUGUGAGGAGAGCAGUAAUGGCUGGAUGUUGCUGAGUGCCAUCAACCUGCUGUCCACUGGCACCCCAGCCCUGAUAGACUGUAUGACCGCUGCAUCUCUCCCAUCCACUCUUGUCAAAUGCCUCUACCUCUUCUUUGACCUGCCAGAUGUGGAGAAUCCGGACUCCCUGGAAACAGAAUGCCAGUUUACACCCAGGGAAAGGCGUAUUCUGCUUCAAAAAGUCUUUGUUCAGGUGUUGGUGCGGCUGUGUAGCCAUUCUUCUCCGGCUGAAGAGCUGGCCAGGAAGGAUGACCUAAGCCUCCUGUUCAGUGCCAUCACAAGCUGGUGUCCUCAGCACAACACGCCCUGGAGGAAGAGCGCUGCAGAGGUGUUAGCCACUCUGUCCAGACACGGUCUCACCCCCAAUGUCACGAAGUACAUACAUGACAAAGGCUGUGUCCGUCACUGUAUCGAGAACAUGCAGAGAGUUCAGGAGCUGUCUCCCCUGGAGUUGGUGGAGAUGUUUGUGACAGUGUUCUGUUUCCUGAAGGAUUCCAGCGAGGUUUCCCAGACAUUGCUUGAUGACUUCAGGUCAUGCCAAGGAUAUAUCUUCCUCUCAGAGUUCCUGCUAAAACUGGAGCAGGAUGAUUCUGAAGAGGCCAAGCAGGCGUUGAGGAACCUGGUGUUGUUUGCUGGCAGUCUGACCACAUGUGGCUUCAUAGAGCUGAAGCCCAGUCAAGCCAGCACUGGGUCACUGUUCCACAUUCCCGGCUUCAUAAUCUCCCAACCCACAGGCAAAGGUGUCAGUGUGAGAAAUAUCCAAGCAUUUCAGGUGUUACAGUCAGUUUUCCUGAAGGCAGGGACCACAAACUUGUGCAGUAUAAUCCUGGACGUGAUAAACAGCAUUUACCAUCAGGACAGGGCUAACUACUUCAUCCUCGAGCCUCAGCACACUCUGUCUCAAUUUGCAGAAAAAAUACACCUUAAACCAGCAGAGGUUCAGCAAAAGUUCUUUGAGUUGUUGGAGUUUGUGGUAUUUGAGCUGAACUUUGUGCCUUGUAAAGAACUCAUCAGUCUCAGCAUCCUAAUCAAGUCUCAACAUCAGAUUCAGUGCAGCAUCCUCUGCAUGAAGAGUCUGAUGAGGAUUAUGCGUCAUCACAGCACGUUUAAGGACGCGUACAGGGAAGUGGGCAUGCUGGAGGUGAUGGUCACCUGUCUGCACAGGUAUGCAGCCCUCCUCAAGGAGCCCCAGAAUGGUGAAGAGAAACCAUCAAUGGGAGAGGAGGAGAGAGAGAUGGGAUUCCUAGUCAUGGACAGCCUGGCCAUUCUGCUUAGUGGCAAUAGUGCUAAUGCUAAUGUGUUCAGAGAGUGUGGUGGAGCCAGGUGUGCUCACAAUAUGGUACCUUACUCAGAGUGCCGACAGCAGGCACUCAACAUAGUGCAGCAGUUAGUGCUUUCUCCAGGAGGUGACGAUGACAUGGGCACCUUGCUGGGACUAAUGCACACAGCUCCUGUGGAAGCACUAGAACUGAAAACUCAUAUACUCAAGUCUUUACUAAAUGUGUUACGCGAGAGCCACAGAACAAGAACUGUGUUCAGGAAGGUGCAGGGGUUUGUCUACGUCAUGUCUGUGCUGGUCUCCAUGGAAGGCUGUCUGGCUGACCCACCCAAAUCACCAUGGAAUAACAUUCCUAGAAAAGAUAUCCUGGCUAUGUUGAAGACUGUGUUCAGCACUGUAGCAGUGGCCAUGCGUUAUGAGCCAGCAAAUGCUAAAUUCUUUGCAACAGAGGUGAGGUAUGAUAGCCUGACUGAGGCAGUGCGGCUGCUAGGCUGCUUUUCCCAGACAGUGGACAUCCAGCCAUGUGUGGAGGAGGUGCAGACUGUGGAAGAGGAGGGACAGGUGUUUGAAAAGGUGUUCUGUGAUCCUCAAAACCACACGCCAGACAAAGAUGUUCCUGUAACCAUGGUAUCUGCAUGUCUAAUGAUACGUUACCUUUAUGACAUGGCCCUGGAUUCCUUUGACAGAGGUCACCCUGCUGGACAGCAGAUCAACCCUCCUCCACUGAGUACAAGUUCCCCGUCACUCAAACGUUUCUCGUCGCCACGGGAGACAAACUCCUCCUCCUCCUCUCCCCAGCACUCUCCCCAGAUCAGCAAACGGGCCAGUACAGGCAGCAUUACCCUCAGCCUCAACCAAAGUCCUGGUGAUCUCAUUAUUGUCCAUGCUGGAGCUGUCAUGUCCAUGUUUCACCUCCUACCUGCCAUACAGAUGGACACCAACACUCAGCAGGUAGUGUUGUCUCUCCAGCUACACACAGCUGAGGUUCUCAAGUCGUUGUUACGGUCAGAACGGAACCAACAGAUGAUGUGUGACGUUGGCUUCCCUCAUGAGUUACUCAGCCACGGCAACGUGGCUCUGGCAGAUGAAUCUCACCCUCUCCACCCUCCUCUACAGUACAUGUUUGAACGUCUCGCUUCACAGUCCCUCACCCCCAGAGACCUGAGAGAUUUUCUUCGUCUUGGUUCUCCCCUGAACUGCCGAUGUGUGGAUGAGUUACAUGAAACUAAGCUGAGUGUUGGUCAGGAUAGCCUGGAGCAAGGGCCAGUCAGUAGGUCAGCCAGCAUGGAAGAGAACAGGACACCUUAUGAGCUGGAGAAGAAAUUGAAGACUGCUGGAGGGCCUGUACCUUUGACAAGAGUAAAAUGUUUAGUGUCCAUGACUACCCCUCGGGAUGCCCGCAUGCACGGCGCUUCUGUGACCCCGGCUUUCGUGGAGUUUGACAUGAGUUCAGAGGGUUUUGGUUGUCUGUACCUACCCAGUAUCGCCCCGCAGGGUCCACCACCCCCAUCUGUUGUCUCAGGUGUAGUCAGCAGUUCAGAUCCAGUUGUUAUAGGUGGCAUUGGGACAGGAGAAAGAAUCUUCCCUCCUCAGCCUGGUUUGACCUACUCCACAUGGUACUGUGUGGACAAGUUUAGCUCUGCUCUAAAUGAUGCCCAUCCAGUCCGCUUACUGACACUGGUGAGAAAUCUCCAAGGGAGGGAGGAGAAUUUGAUCUGCCUCAGUGUGGUAUUGAGCUCCAGAGAAAGGGCACUAUUUGUAUCCACGCAGGAAACUCCCAUGCCAGCAUCAGUGAGUGGUCAGGAGUUGGAACAGGACCCAGAUCUGGGGGACAACACCGUGAGGUUCUGGUGCCCUGAUCUCACACAGGAGGGACAGUGGCAUCACCUUGUACUGCUCUUCCACAGAGCAGGCAUCAUGAAGAACAGCAACGUCAGCCUCUUUGUGGACGGUGUGCAUGUAAAUACUCAAAAGUUACAGUACAUUUCUCCAAACCUAGGCAGUGGAGGAUCUGCCAGCCCUACAGCCUUCACCUCUGUGUUUGCUUACAUUGGAACCCCUCCUCAGCUGCGCUGUCAAUCACGAUUGGUAUGGCGACAGGGGCCAUGCCACCUGGUGGAGGACAUUGUCUCCUCCCACACAGUGCAGACCAUCUAUCAGCUAGGACCUAACUAUGUUGGUAGUUUCCAGGCUCCCAUAACAGAAGACAAGGAGGUGCUGAACUGUGUGGUAGCUGAGGAGAAGGUGGUGUUUGGAGCACAUGCUCAUGCUGUGUCACAGAUGACAGUGGCCAAAAUCAGGAAAGUCUACAACAAAGUGGACAGUAAAUCAAUUGCCAAGCAGCUUGCCAUGUCUGCUCAUGACAACGCUACCCCAAUCCGUAUCCUCCAUAACUCAGCAGGUCACCUGAGUGGACCAGCCCGCAGUCUGGGAGCUAUCCUCAUGGGCUAUAUAGGUGUGAGAACAUUUUGUCCCAAACCGGUGGCAAAGAUGCUGGAGAAUGUAGGUGGGACAUCUGCAUUAUUGGGCCUGAUUGCCAUGGCGACUGACGUGGAGGGUCUUUAUGCGGCAGUGAAGGCUCUGGUCUGUGUGGUUCGCAGUGGCAAGUCUGCUAUGAGGGACAUGGACAGGAUACGGGGGUACCAGACGUUGGGCAUGCUGUACAAGAAGAAGCGUCACCUGUUAAAUGCUCACAUCCUUCACCUGACAUUCUCAUUGGUCGGCACGGUUGACAGUGGACGGGAAAGUUCUGUUAUUCCUAAUAAGGCUGCCUUCAAAGAUCUGCUUUGUGACCUAGAGAUCUGGCAUGAAGCUCCAGGAGACUUGCAGAGGUCUCUGUAUGAACAUUUCUAUGAGCUACUCACAGACUCCAGUGACCAAAAGGCAAACCUGAUGCUGAUGCAUGAGAUUGGCCUGGUGUCCCGACUUCUACACAUACUGAAGGACCCCAACCUAUCCCAGGCCACAAUAGACACUAUAGCUAGCGUACUGACUGUCAUGCUGCAAGGGAACCUGGAUGGGCAUUCCCUGCUCAGACUUGGUCAGUUCUUGGUGUCCACCUUGCUCUGCUCGACAUCCUGCAGUGAGAAGUCCAUCAACAUGAACUGUGUGCAAAAUGAUGAACAGCUAGUCCUUGUGAAGAUAGGCAUAGAUAACUCCCCAGAUGAAGAUGAGGACCGUGCCCCAUCAGUGCAUAACAUCAAACUGAGGAAUACCUGUUUGGAGAUCAUCCUGAAGCUUAUCUUCCCCACCGGUCCGGGAACUGUUAGCCAGCAAGCCUGUGAGGAUAUCCAGAAGAUCCUUGGAUUUGAUUGGCUGCUGCUGUUUAUGCAGAGCCACCUACAUUCCAGUACAGUGAUAAUGGCAUUCCGUAUCUUAGCGGCUUUCCUGAGGAAUCCAGUGUUCAUGCAGCGUUUCCGAGAGGGUAGUGUGGGUGGGGGCUGGCUAAAUGACACAGAAUCUGUUCUCAGUGUUCUCUUAGGGUUUAACCUGGGUAAUGCUGGACACACGAGUAACCGUGAGAUCAAUACAGAGGUGUGUCAUGUACCAGGCUUCACCGCCCUACAGUGGCUCCUCCCGAAACAUGCAAAUGUCCCAGAGCUCUACUUCAUCCUCAUGGCCAUUAUGUUAGGGCAGCAUGUCCACGAUCUCCCCCAAGAUGUUGAGUUGAACCUUGAUGCUGUGUGGACAGUCAUAUUCGGAGUACCAGCCAGUAAACCGGUCUCCAUAGCAACAAGAGAUGACUUCUGCCAAGAUGCAGCUGUUGUUUUACUUGCUAUGAUCAGAUUUAUGUUGAAUCAGGUGUGGCAGACAGAGGAGGAGGGAUCCUGGUUAAGAGAGUACCCGGUCACCCUGAUGCAGUUCCUGCUUUUCCUCUAUCACAAUCAGACAGACUUCGUCCCCAUCUGUCUUAGUGCUGAUUUCCUGGGGGGUCUGGUGGCAACCCUCUUUCCCCUCAAACAGGACACUGUGGACAGUCUAGUCACUACACCCAGUGAGGAGUUCAAACCUUUCCCGGAAGCAGAACCAGCUGUCAUAAUCAAGCCCAUCGAGAGGAGCCCCUCAGGUGUACUAACCAGCCACCCUGCCCGCAAGUUUGUCAUGGACUUUCUCAGGAUGAUUGUCAUGGACAGUCUCUCUGCUAACAACAAAAGUCUGCACACCAUUGACCUUAUCCUAGAGACCACACCAGAGGGAGCUACCAGAAGUCAGCGGAAAGAGUUUCAGACAGAGUUCCUCAAAAGUCUGAUGGACCACCUACUGGCUGCAGAUGUGUUGCUAGGCGACCAGGCAGCAGUCCCACUCAGCAUAGGGGGAAGCUAUUCUAACAUGGUGAACAGUGUGUUCUACCUGGCUAGCAGGAUUGUGGACAAGCUGUGGCAAGGAACCUACACAAGAGAAUCCAAGGAAUUAUUUGACUUCAUCAGCAAGUUGAUCGUUCAAGCCAAAAGGAAAUCAUCUGGUGUGUCCCUGGACCCUAUCUACAAGUGUUUGAACAGAACGAUUCUGUUCCAGCUGUCACGAAAUGUAGAUAGUGUGGCUUCACAAAUGCAUAUCCUAGACGCUCUCCACAAACUCACCUCCAACAGGAACCUGGUGUUUGGCCCGGGAAAUUACGACCCAGACUUUCUUGGCUGUUUAUGCUACUGUCUGCUUCAGUUGACGGAAAAUCCCAAGAAAAGUGCUGCUAACCUGAGUGAGCAGAAACCCCGCUCCACCACCUGGCAUGUGGGUCACGAGCAGACAGCGGAGCCUGUCAAAGAUGAACAGGAGGUGAACAAAGGCAUACAGCUUGUGUCCACUGCUGCCCGACGUGUCUGGGAUGAGCUCUAUGCCUGCAAGAAACCUCAACUUGAGGACAUAUUUCGAGUGUCGUUAAAUAACAUUGACACAUCUCCAGGGGCGAAAAUUACUACACCUGAGUUAAACGAUGUCAGACUGAUAAUCCAGGAAGCUGCCUCCAGGAUCUGGGUGAACUAUGCUGAAGGGGAGAGGAAGGCUGUCUUCAUGCCCACAGAGAAAUUACCCACCCAGAUUCAGUCUAAACUUCAGAAGGUUGGUAGUGGUGUCCUGAGAUUGGCAUCCAGAAAAGUGAAGAAAGACCUGCCCCUGAAAACUUCCCCAGCAUCAAACGUCCACAGCCACGAUUAUAUCUUGUGGAUGAUGACCCAUGUGUCUAUAGUGAAGGAUCUUGUGGACCUCCAGUUCAAGCAAUAUCUCCAGGUAAAUGAGCACUUGCAAAAGUACUUGAUGGAAGAAUGGAAGCAAACAGAGACAGAAUUGUUAAGAGAGAGGGGCUUAUGGGGCUCCCCAGUAGGGUCCUCAUUGCUGAAAUGGAUGCUGGACACCACAGAAGGUCCAUGCCGAAUGAGGAAGAAGAUGAUAGGCAAUGACCUGUUCUACAAACACUACCCUUAUCGACCAGACAUGGAAAAGUUUAUGGUGAAGUACAAAGUGGCUGUGAGUAAUGACAGUAAGAAGUAUUACCAGAGAUUCCGCUCCCAAAGUUUUGUGUGUGAGGAGGACCUGCCUGUGGAGACUGGGGAGAUAAGUGACCUGGAGGUGUUCUCGGAUGCGGACAAUAACAUGGAGGAUAAGAGUGCAGAAAUCACGGCUGACAUACCAAAAUUGCUGGGUCGACACAAGAGCAUCUUAUCCACGGCAGAAACAGACGAUGACGCAGAUGACAGCUUGGGGCUGGACAGCGCCCAGGAGGGUGACCGGACAGACGGCCAGGUAGAGACACACACAGGAGGACAGACAGACAACCAGGCAAUUCUCAGGCUGCUGGGAGAUGGGGAAAAGAUAAGUCACAUGUUCCGGUGUGCCCGUAUCCAGGGCCUGGACACAGCGGAGGGGCUGCUGCUAUUUGGGAAGGAGCACUUCUAUGUGAUAGACGGCUUCACACUGCUCACUUCCAAGGAGAUAAAGGAUAUUGACAGCCUUCGGCCGGAGUUACACGACCCAAUUAUUCCCCGAGCCAGUAAGGGUGGCAGUACCACCCAGAAACGCAUGAGCAGUAAGUUUCCAUAUGAGGAUAUCCGUGAGGUUCACAAACGCCGAUACCUGCUCCAGCCAAUAGCUGUGGAGGUGUUCUCCGCUGACGGCAGGAACUACCUCUUGGCCUUACCCCCGAAAUGUCGGAACAAGGUGUAUGCCAAAUUCCUGACUGUGGCCACAGGUAUAACGGACAACGCCCAGCAGUCUGUGUCAGGUCAGAAACAGAGUGCUAAGGUAGAGCCAGGUACUGGGCUCAUCAGCAGUCUGAUUGGGGAGAAGUCUGUCACACAGAGAUGGGAGAGAGGUGAGAUCAACAACUUCCAGUACCUGAUGCACCUGAACACACUGGCUGGGCGCUCCUACAACGAUCUGAUGCAGUACCCCGUGUUCCCAUGGAUUGUUGCAGAUUAUGAAGCCGACGAGUUGGAUCUGUCAAACCCAGCAACAUUCCGUGACCUCAAUAAACCAAUGGGAGCCCAGACACCAGAGAGAUUAAAACAGUUUAAGAAACGCUUCAGUGACUGGGAUGAUCCUCAGGGUGAGACUCCACCCUAUCACUAUGGCACUCACUACUCAUCAGCAAUGAUUGUGGCCUCAUAUCUGUUGAGGAUGGAACCUUUCACACAACAUUUCCUCAAGUUACAGGGAGGUCAUUUCGACUUGGCUGAUCGGAUGUUUCACAGUGUGAAAGAAAAUUGGCUGUCAGCAUCAAAGCACAACAUGGCAGAUGUGAAGGAACUAAUUCCAGAGUUCUUUUACCUCCCAGAAUUCCUUGUCAACUCUAACAACUUUGAUUUGGGCUGCAAGCAGAGUGGGGUGUACUUGGGAGAUGUUGUUCUGCCAAACUGGGCCAAGGGUGACCCUAAAGAGUUCAUCCGAGCUCACAGAGAGGCCCUGGAGUGUGACUAUGUGAGUGCCCACCUUCACGAGUGGAUUGACCUGAUCUUUGGGUGUAAACAGAGAGGCCCUCAGGCCGUGGAAGCUGUAAAUGUCUUCCACCACCUUUUCUAUGAGGGUAAUGUGGACAUCUACAGCAUAGAUGAUCCCCUGAAGAAAAAUGCCACCAUAGGAUUCAUCAACAAUUUUGGACAGAUACCCAAACAGCUGUUUCGUAAGGCCCACCCACCCAAGAAGUUGAACAGCCGCCUCUUGGACCCAAUGUCUAUGAGCAUACCCUCCUCAUCAUCAUCUCUCGACAAACUAUUUUUUCACCAUGUGGAUAAUCUGAAACCCUCUCUACAACCUGUCAAAGAGCUGAAGAGUGCCGUGGGUCAGAUCAUCUCUACAGAGAGGUCAGUGUUAGCCGUGGAGCAGAACAAGGUCUUGGUGCCGCCCACUUUCAGCAAGUACCUGGCCUGGGGAUUCUCCGAUCUCUCUGUCCGUAUUGGAAACUAUGAGUCCGACAAGGCCAGCUGUGUGUUUGAGUGUCUAGACAAUGGAGAAAUCCUUUGUGCUGCCUCGCCCAACUCUAAACUCUUCAUCACAGGUGGAACAAGCUGUGUUGUGAGCGUGUGGGAGUACCAGCAGAAGGACAAGCGAGUCGUCCUGAAACAGCCACUGUUUGGUCACACAGAGCCUGUUACCUGUUUAUCAGCCUCACCUGCCUAUAACGUGAUCGUCAGCGGGUCUCGGGACAGAACCUGCAUCAUCUGGGACAUGAGUCGGCUGUUGUAUGUACGUCAGUUGAGGGGACAUACGGCACCUGUGGCAGCUGUCUGUAUCAAUGAACUCACUGGUGACAUAGCGACCUGUGCAGGGACCUACCUCCAUGUCUGGGAUAUUAAUGGCACAGAGAUUGCUGUUGUGAAUACGGCAACUUCCCGUAACCAGCAGAUCCUGUGUGUGGCAAUGUCACAGAUGAUGGAGUGGGACAUCCGGAAUGUGAUCUUAACUGGCAGCAGCGAGGGUGUGGUCAGGAUGUGGAGCGUGGAAUACGUGCAAGUGCCUGAUGAGGUGAAGAAGAGGAACAAAGCCAAGGGUGACCAAGUAGACAGUGUGCCCAUCCCCCCUGAGGUGGAGACUGUCCAGACCCAGCCUAUAGACAUCCCUCGCCGCGCCUCUUGUGACAGCUACGACAGCCCUGGGCGCUCUGCCAUUGACAGACUCAAGGACUUCAAGGAUCCUGAUCUGCUGGCCACAAAGAGGGCGGAUCUUCUGGGAUCGUCGGCGGAGAGCGACAGCCAUGUGAGGAGCGGGAAAGACAAGUUCUCUGACCACUGGUAUUUAGCAGAGAGACUGGAGAGCAAUGUUAGCACAACAAGCAGCACCAGCGACCUGUACAGGUGUGAUGAUGGUGCCAGCACCGAUGGUGAUGUCCCGGGGAAACCCGACACGUGUAGCCAAAAAUCUGCUGACAUAUCCAUCGAUGCUGCUGUCGAUGCUCUGAUGGAGCUGGAAGACAGCAGCACACUGGCCAACAACAACAGUAACACAUCUGACUCUGGGAGCCUGAAAGAGACAUCGGGGACACAGCCGACCAAAGACGUGGCAGACGGGGCCUCAGACAAUGGCGGUAGCCAGUCUUCCGCCAAUGCUGAGUCUAAAGUUUCCCCAUCAUCAGAGUAUGUGGUCAUCACAGACAACGAUCUGAAGACAGCCACAGCAGAGGAGCUGCUGAAGAAGUACAAGAAGAAAGGCAACAGUCUCAGAGAAGGUUUCAAAUGGCAGCGUCAGCUAAUGUUUCGCAGUAAGCUGACCAUGCACACAGCCUUUGAGAGGAAGGACAACAAAGAUCCUGCUGCAGUGACAGCCAUUGCUGUGUCAAAAGACCACAAGACUGUGUAUGUUGGUGAUGCAAAGGGUCGUAUAUUCAGCUGGACAGUGACUGACCAGCCAGGGCGGGUGGUGGCUGACCACUGGAUGAAGGACGAGGGAGUGGAUGGGUGUCUCUCAUGUGGAGUGAAGUUCUCCCUCACAGAGAGGAGACAUCACUGCCGUAACUGUGGACAGCUCUUUUGCUCAAAGUGCAGUAGAUUUGAGACAGAAAUUCGGCGAUUAAGGAUCGUGAAGCCAGUACGUGUGUGUCAGUCAUGUUAUAAUGUUCUCAAGGCCCAGCAGACCUCUGAUAGACUGUGUUCGGGUAAAGCCAGCUGAUAAACUGGACCUCUGUCCUUCUAACACCCAGAGAGCUGACCCAUGACUCCCUCAACACCUUAGCUACCUUUACCACUGAUGUAUUGUUUGGUAGACCACUCUGCAGCAUGACAUUUCCUGAUAUGUUUGCUUAGCUUUUAAAAACAAACUCUCCUGCCAUAGGACGUGAGGGAUGAAAAAGGCAGGGGUUAAGUGAAGUCUUCACCGUGUGGAAGAUCUGCAGAACUUGUGACAUAGAAUCGAACCUGUUAUUAUGGGUAAACAGAACUUGCAACUGUGGGUGGGCAGAGCCUAUAAUCAUAGAUAGGCAGAGCCUGUAAGCAUAGAUAGGCAGAGCCUGUAAUCAUAGAUAGGCAGAGCCUGUAAGCAUAGUUGAGGAGAGCUUGUAACCACGAGUCAUCAAACCCUCCAAGCAAGAUUCAGCAGUACUUGUAACCACACCUCAGCAGAACUAUUGACAUUUGAGUCUGUAGAACCAGUAACCACGAGAAAGUAAAGUGUGUAACCAUAGGUGGGUAGAACCUGUAAACACAGGUGGGCAGGAUCUGUUACCAUGGGCGAGGAGAGCUUGUAACCAUGCAUGAGCAAAACCUGCAAGCAUGUGCCAGCGGUACCUGUAUCCACACCUCAGCAGGGCAGUUGUACAAUGGGUGACAAAGUUGGUUGACAAGUAACAUUGCAGACACAAGGAACAAUUUUAAUCCUACUGUCUCAUGUAAUGAGCUUACAAAAAUGUAUACAAUUAUGAAAAUGUGACAUUGAGUCACCAUUCACCUGUUAAUCAAAACAUAUGUCAGAAAGAAUCUGAUAAAGUCUGAUAAUUUCCUUUACCUCAGCAUGUUGUGCUAUUGAAUCUCUGAUUUGCUCUUGCUCACAAAUCAACUCUGCAAGACAGAUUGUUCAUAUACAUAAAAGCCUAAGUAUACUUCGUUUUUUGGUUUGUUUGUGCUGAAAAACAUUCCUUUGUUGUGCAAUUUAUACCUGUGGUUGUGAAAACUGAGGCAUUAUUAUUUGGGAAUCUUCCCUUCAAAGUUACAUACAACAUACUAUCCAUGUAUGUAGGCCAUGAAAAGCCGGUCAUGUAUAUUUAUAUGUCAAAAAUGAUGUGUAGAAUGAAAUUAGUAUUUAAUGGAUUAUAGCUUAGUUUAAGGUACACGUAGUAAUCAAAGAUUACCACAAACUGUACAUGUAGUUCAAGUGUAGUUAAAGAUCAAGAAUUUUAGAUUAAUGCGGUGCCAGUAGCUGUUUGUAGCGGAAAUACUUAGUUUGUGUCAUGUUACACCAAGGUCAUUGUUAACAGCAUGAAAGCUGCUGGCUUUAUGUAUAUAUAUGAGUUAUGUAAAUGUACAUAUUAGAUUGCACAGCAAUGUCAAGCUUAUUAUACAUUGUAUAUAACACAUAGACAUGGAUGUCUAUGCAGUACAGAGGCUAUUGCUGUAACAGAGGAAGACUUGUAAAUGAUAACUGAGUAGGUAUACUCGUAGAAAGGUGCCAGUCAUACAGUAGAUACACAUGUAAUGCAUGUGUACAUUGUUCCUCUGGAUCCGGCGUGAAGCUGUAAGCUUAAAAUUGACUUCUUUUAACUGUUUAGAGGUGUGAAUUUUGAAGGACAAGCAUGUGUUGAUAUUUAUAGAUAGUUUGAAGGACCCAGAUGUACAUGUUGCUACAUUUGAUGGUUUGUUAGCCACAGUUAUUAAAGAAUAAUAAAACCCUUGAUGAAAUAUUCAUGGUAAUUCAUGAAAUUGUGAUACACAUAGAGUUGAAUGAAAUAGAUCUUACUCCAAACAUUAAGUAGAUUUAUAGAAUAACAUAAUGGCCGGAUGUUAAACUUUGAAAAAGGAAUUGUAAGCUUAAUGGUUGACUGAAAUCAAGAUUUGAAUAUGGUUAUAAUAUGGUCAUAGUGUUAACCUACUAUGGGUGUAAGAUGAUAUUGAAUAUUCAUGAAUUGAAAUUGUACAUGUGCAUGUACGUACUGCAGUUAACUUUUUCAUGUGUUUACAUAAGGUUUGGGAAUAGAUUUGAGCAUCAUUGUGUCUGCAGGAGUUAAAAGUGUAAAGGGCUCUCUGACCUUUUUGUGUGUGAGAAGAUUGAGGAUUUGUCAAAUAGACCCCUAAUAGACAAUACUAUUUGCAGAUGGAUACAUAGCUCUCCUGCUGUGACAGAUAGCAUUAUGAACAAAACAAAAGGAGGAUAUUAAUUCAUGUUAUAUCUGGAAAAACCUUAUGAUGUCCAAACUAAACCCUUGUAGCGCAUACUUUAACAUUGUACAUAUUUGUUUGAUUUCUGCUUCAUACUAUAAGUGUUAUGGUUGGUUUGAAUUGUCUUAUCUCCCAGAUGCCAGUAGAUAAUUUGUAAUUCUCCACAGUCAGCUACGUGAAAAUACAAGUCAGGGCCUCUUUCUUAAAAAUUUCAUUCAUCUGUCUUGUUGUAGCAUUGUAUGUGUUGUCAUCCAGGUGACAUUGGAUAAGAUGUUGUCUUUGAUAUAAAUACAAAUUUGUGAAGUUUUGUUUCACAGUUCCCGGCUCAUAUGUGUAUGGCUUUUGUGUAGCCUGCUUGACCAACUGUAUUCUGUACUUACUGAGAUUAUUGUAAAGCUUGGUUGCCUGACAAGCUUCUUUACAGCUGUAUAUUGUACUCAUUAUUAUUAUUAUUAUUAUUAUGUAAAAUUCUUCUGUGCAAAGUGUACAUUAUAAUGUAUUGUAGCAAAGUGGCAUAUAUAUUUAAUAUUGUAUGACUUUUGUUGUUGUGUAGCAUGAAUUUGUUCCACACGCACAUGAACAGUAUUUUAUUUCCAUUGACUUGUCUGCACAGGGUGGGUAAACAUCACAGAAUUCCUUUUAUUUAUCUAUACAUAGUGUAAACAGAGAAGUGUUUCAGAAUUCCAGUGUGUACAUUUAUGUUGAGGUGUGUAUUGUGGCUGGUUGAAAGAAAAGAGUGAUGUUGUUGUUUCUCUGUUUAAACAGAGUGGAAUAAUACUUGUUCAGGAUUUUAGGAAAGCUAAAUUUACUAUGUGAGAUGUGAAUUUUUCUGUAGCCUGUGGCAAAGAUUUUCUAGGCUUAAUAUGUUAAAAAAAGUUGUGUAUUCUCAUAUGUAAAUGAAGCGAUUGGUUGAUUGGUCACAUUUAUUUAUGUAAGUAGAAUUGGAAAUAUUUAAUGGGACACCACAGUUAAAUUUUGCAUUAAAUGCGAAUAUGAGGCAAAGCAUACAAGUCAUUUGUGCAAUGUUAAAGGCUUUCUUAUAUCUGUUAAUUCAUGUAAAAGAUUGAAAGUUUACACCUGUUUUCCCUUCUCUUUAUUUUGUGUUUUUUGGCAUGUAAUGGGUGCAAAAAUUUUUUAGUAGGUGCAGCCUCUGGGUAUUGCUGAACUACAAGUGCAGGAUAAUGCAUCUUGACUCAGAUUCCUUAGAUUUACACAGAUCAUUGUUCAUGUCAAAAUAUUAGAUAGAAUUGUUCUUGAAAGCUUCAUACAACUUAAAUACUUGAGCCUUUUUGUUCUUCCAAAAAUAUUUCCUUUGCUUAGAAUAAAACAUCAGUAAAUAUCAUUUCCGUGGAAGUGAAAUUUGAUAAAAGGCACAUUCUGGCUGGUCAGUCUUGACAUGUUCUUGUGAUAUUGUGCAUAUAAGGCCUAUCCCUUAUUAAGUUUACUAACGUGAUACCACAGCAUGGUGCUCAGUGACGAUAGGAUUUUCUUUAGUUCAGACACUCUCAUCAUACAGCACUAGCAGUUUAGGUUGAUCAAAGUGCUUGGUUUUAAUUGCUUGUUUGAUUUUAGUAUAAAUGUACGUUGCCCAUACCUCUUCUUUUUUUUUCUGCGAGCAGUGCUAAAAAUGCAUAUGCAUUUAGCAUACAUACCAAUGUUCAUAUGUAAGAGAUUUAUGUAGCAUUUAGCCUGUAAUAUUUGUUACCUGUUUUUGUUUAUGAUUCAGUGGUAGGAUAGAAAACAUAAAACCACAAUAACGCAUAAUAAAUUCUUAGAGAGAAUGAAUAACAAUGUGGUGAAUUUAGUUGAUGUCUUUGUACAAUGAGGAGUGCAUACAGUGUACUUGGUAAUUGAUGUGCCCACCACAACAAAAUACUUGAGCAGAAAAUUGACUCUUUGAUGGAAUGUAGCUGUUAUUAUCCAUGAUGGACAAGAAGAUAGACAUUCAACAACUCUACAAUGUAUUGUGAGUUUAUCAAAAUUUAAACAUUGUACAAUUUAUAAAUCUUGAAAGCUGUGAAGAAAAAUUAGGUGUGUACUUUAGUUGUACCUGUGUCAAGAGUCAUUCCAUUUGUGGUGUAGUACAUGUAUAUUUUGAAAUGAUGUGAUGUGGCGACACACAAGAUUAAAAACAAUAUUGGCUCAAAGGUUAAGCAUAAACUGUAAUGCAAGCAGUGGAUCAGGUGAUGAUGCAUGUUUAACUCGCUACAUUGACGUUUGAUGAAAAGUUAUCAUUGGUAAAUGAAGAAAGAAAUUUGCUUGGAAUUUUGUGUAGAAGUGGAACAGUUGAAUAGAGUGUGUGUGUUCAUUUCAUUAAGAGGGCUUGUUAGAUUUUGUUGAAUGAUCAAAUUGUGGAACAGGAAUGUAAGAGUAGGCUGGAGUAAUAUAAUGGAUUAAUAUAAUGUCCACGCUUGGGGAAAUUCAAGUCGGAGAUGGAUUUAGCCAGUCAUGUAGGCCUACCUGUAUUUAGUCUUAAUAACUAAGUUUGUACAUAUUACUAAAGUUGCAACUUUUAGUGUAGUAUACAUGUACUUGUGUAAACUAAUGAGAUAAUUCCUGCUUGUUAGAUUUUAUACAAAGCUGUGAUGUAAGGCUUACAUUUACAAAAGAACCAGUUGAUAUGCUGCUACUUGUUCAAACCAUUUCUGUGAUCAUUCUGUUUACGAUGUGUUGUCUGGUUUCUGUGAGAUGUCAGGAUGUUGUUGUUGUUGUAGAUUUUGUACCUUGUUUUGGGCCAAACUUCACCCUGCUAUGGAAUGUCUUUACAGGUGUAGGAAACAGAGAAAUCUGUGGCAAUUCCAAAUAAACCAUUAAAUAUAA